Cuscuta europaea is the source of this 2651-nucleotide messenger RNA. NCBI's taxonomy places the organism in Eukaryota, Viridiplantae, Streptophyta, Magnoliopsida, Solanales, Convolvulaceae. The record is from the annotation of a GenBank genome assembly.
CUAGGUCUGUGUUUCCCUUUUACGAAACUCGUUCUGAAGUGGUAGGCUGUGUGCGUUUUAAUUCUCAGCGGAAAACCUAGACAACCAUUCGCCUUCCUCUCUCCCGGCCUGGAGCUCAAAUUCUUCCGUCGAAGACGCUAGCCGGUUCUUGUUGCUUAAUUAUUCUCCGAUAUAAGCGGCAACCUUGAUUCCUAACCCAUCUUCGUCUCUCAGCUCUUCCAGACCUGUGAUUCCUGUCGUUGAAGAAGUCUCGCCAGCAGGGUACAUCUAUUGCUGCAGUCUGCCACCUCAGUCCUUGUUCCUCCAUCCUCACGAGUCACAAAUUAAAAAGAGUAGCGGUUCAUCUCAUCAACCAGAAGCUUAAAAGAGUAGCGCUCCAUCUUCAUCAACAAGAAGCCUUCAUCUUUAUUUCAAGUUCUUCAUCUAGCUAUUGUCUUUUACGACCACAUCCCCCCAUUGAAACGCCAAAUGAAAAGUGAAGGUGGAAUCCUUGCUUCCCCCUUUUUAGGUGUGUGCUGAUUCAAUUAAAUGGUUGAAAGUGUGUGUGGAUUCAAUUAAUUGAGCUUAUGUGAAAAAAUAAAUUUUAUCAUGAUUUCCCCUUGUUCAUGAUUGAAACUAUGUGUAGAUUCCCCUUGUUUUCCCCAUUACAUAUACUUCUGCCAAAUGCCGCCCGGCUUACGAGCCUCUGCGUUUUAAAUCCUCUUCCUUUAAAACACAAACACACGCACACCAUUACAAACAUCGGCCGACGCUCGAACGACCAACAGCCUAGCAUCCAAAUCCUCUCUUUUCUUCUCCACUUUCAAGCCAAAUCCAGGUAAUAUCUACACUUCUUCACUCUUUAAUAUUUCAUAGCUUUUUCAUCAUUUAACUGUUAGUUUUGAUGUGUUAUUCAAAAUUUUGAAAUUUAGAGUUUUUGAAAAAUUGAAAGCUUUUAAGCCGGAAUUGUUGAUUGAUAUCUUAUUCUUGUUGCCUAUUAUGCUUGUUUGGACCUUUAUAUACCCUUUCCAAGUAGUCAGUUUCAAAAAUUUUGAAUUUUUUGCUUUUUGGUUGAAAUUGGAGGUUAGGAUUCGAAAUCCUUGUUCAAAUUUGGGGAUUUUCAAUUAAAAUCAUGUGAUUACUUGUUGAUGAUUGAGACUGUGAUUAUAUUAUCUCUUGUUGUGAUAAAUUGGGAUUAUAGUCGAUUUUUAGGGGAAUCCAUGUCAAUUUUUUUCGGGAAGUUGACUAUAAUUAUUUUGAGUUUGUAGGUACAAAUGGCUUCGAGGGGCAAAUCCCCAAGCAAUGAGACUGGCCCAAGCAACCCUAAGCGGGCUAGGAACAACAAAUUCCUCACUCCCUCCACCACCAUCUUGCCGCCAACCCGAUUUGUUAGCACGAGGAGCUAUGAGAGAUACUUGGAGUUUUGGGACAAUGACUUUGUCAUUGAAAAGAUGGUCUCGCAAGCCAUUGAUCAAGAAUUUGGGUUGACUGAGGAUUUUGCUAGAAUUCGAUGGGAACCCAUACUCCACCUUCACGGGCCCAACUAUCCGGAACUCGUCAAAGAGUUACUCCCUCCGUCCCGCUAACUAUGGGACAAGAGGGGGUGACACACAAAUCAAUAAAAAAUGCUUUUUGUGGUUGAUAUUGAAUUGAUAAAGUAAGAAUAAAGUAAGAACGAUGGGAACCACACAAACUUUACCAAAUUUGGUAUGGGACAAUCUUAGUGGGACGGACCGAUAAGGUAAAAUUGGACAAUCAUAGCGGGAUGGAGGUAGUAUAUGCCAACGUCAAAGUAGAUAGGGGUGCGAAGAAGAGCAUUGAGAGUCGGGUUAAAGAGGUGCACAUUGAAAUAACACAUGAGCUCCCCCUUCACUCAUUUCAAAAUCACUAGACUUGACCGCGCCUUCGAUCUCUCUCAAGCCGGAGUAAUUGCGAGUGAUCUGUUCUAUCAUCCAACCACAAUGGCCCAACUUCGAGCAACCACAUAUUCGCAACAAGAUUAAACGGUCACAACAAGAUUAUGAGCGUCGACCUCUACUUCACAUACAAGAUGCACACCGGGUUGGGGCAAACGGAAGGGAUCCCUCUCUCGGGAAUCAUAAUCAAGCAACUUUGGAACGUCGUCUUGAGUAAUAAUCAAGAUCAGACCUUUAUUUUCCCUAUCUUAAUCUCUAACAUUUUUUGACAUUUUAAUGUUAGUUUUAGAAGAGAGGAAAAACAAGAGACAUAUUUCGUGUUUGAUGAUGGUAUCAUGAGGCAUCUCCAUUACUUCCAACCGACACCUGGAGCACCUUGGAGAUGUGUGGACAACUUUCAUCGGGUAGUGGUGGAAGUGAAUGAAGAGGACAUGAUAGGAGGCGAAGAAGGUCAAGGUGAGGAGCACCAAGAAGAAGAAGCUCAUGCACCCCCGCACGGAGGACCAUACGAUAUGGAGUAUUUGACAGCGCAAAUCGGUCAAAUCCCCACGGAGCUUGCGGUGCAUAAACGGGACUUGCGAGAUCAACGAUGUGCUAUUCAAGGAAUGGGAGGUAAUCUUUGGAGCAUGAACCAUUAUUGUCAAGAAUUGGGGUGGCACUUCAAGUUUCAACCUACCGCCACCACCACCUUAUGAUCCAAACUUUUAUUUCCCUCCUUGAGGAGAUGGAAAUGAGAGCGAUGAGUAGGUUUGAGCC